Messenger RNA from Zychaea mexicana, 1251 nucleotides. RefSeq names its product Thiolase, N-terminal domain-containing protein. NCBI's taxonomy places the organism in Eukaryota, Fungi, Mucoromycota, Mucoromycetes, Mucorales, Lichtheimiaceae. The record is from RefSeq and is a predicted model, not a curated record. Gene Ontology annotation, molecular function: acetyl-CoA C-acyltransferase activity. The transcript has 3 exons. Bases 1 to 1251 code for a protein of 416 amino acids. Gene Ontology annotation, biological process: fatty acid beta-oxidation; phenylacetate catabolic process. Gene Ontology annotation, cellular component: peroxisome.
AUGGCCUCCCGCUUGCAACAAGUUUCUUCUCACCUUGCUCCCUCUGACAAUGUCGCCAACAAGGUUGGUGUCAAGUCGCCUGAGGAUGUUGUCAUUGUCUCGGCUCUUCGUUCGGCCAUCACUCGUGCCCGCAAGGGUGGUUUCAAGGAUACUCUUCCUGAAGAAAUUCUUUCUGGUGUCUUCCAGGGUGUCCUCAAGCAGACCAAGAUUGAUCCCGCACUUGUAAACGACAUUGCUGUUGGCAAUGUCUUGCCUGCUGGUGGCGGUGCUACCAACGCCCGUAUGGCUGCUUUGCACGCCGGCUUCCCCGAGACCACCUCCGUCAACACUGUCAACCGUCAGUGCUCGUCUGGUCUCCAGGCCGUUGUCCAGAUCGCCACUGCUAUCCAGACCGGUUUGAUUGAAGUCGGUAUUGGUGCUGGUGUCGAGUCCAUGACCAAGAACUAUGGCGGCGGUGCCAUGGCUGCUACUUCCGAAAAGAUUGCUGACAGCUGCGCUGCUGCUGCUGACUGCUUGAUGCCCAUGGGUAUCACCUCUGAAAACGUCGCUGCUGAAUUCAACGUCACCCGUGCAAAGCAGGAUGCUUUUGCUGCCUCUUCGCAUGCCAAGGCCGUUGUUGCCCAGAAGAACGGCUGGUUCAAGGACGAGAUCGUCCCUCUUGAGGCCACUGUUGAGGACAAGGAUGGUAACGAGAAGACUGUUAUUGUCGACCGUGACGAUGGUGUCCGCCCUGGCACUACCCCUGAGGGUCUUGCCAAGCUUCGCCCCGCCUUUGACGAGUCCGGUUCCACCACUGCUGGUAACGCCUCCCAGGUCUCUGACGGUGCUGCUGCCGUCUUGUUGAUGAAGCGUAAGACUGCCCAGAAGCUCGGCCUCCCCGUCUUGGGCAAGUACAUCACCUCUGCCGUCGUCGGUGUCCCCCCUCGCGUCAUGGGUAUCGGUCCCGCUUUCGCCAUCCCCGUCGCCGUCGAGCGCGCUGGCUUGAAGCUCUCGGACAUUGACGUCUAUGAGAUCAACGAGGCCUUCGCCUCGCAGGCCGUCUACUCGGUUGAGAAGAUUGGUGUCCCCAUCGAAAAGGUCAACCCCAAGGGUGGUGCCAUUGCUUUCGGCCAUCCUUUGGGCUGCACUGGUGCUCGUCAGAUCGCCACUUUGAUGCCCGAAUUGAAGCGCCAGGGCAAGAAGCUCGGUGUCACCUCCAUGUGCAUCGGUUCCGGUAUGGGUAUGGCUGCCGUCUUCGAGAGCGAGCAGUAA